UUACUCCUGCUCAAACUCUCCAAUGCAUUGCUCCAAACACCUCACCAGUGCUUCCCAUCUCAGAAGCAGAUAAACGCGCAUUCUGCUGGACCGGACACCUUCUUCUUGAAAUCUAGUCUGCAGAUAUUCAAGGGUGUUGCAACAAAUAAAAUCCUCCUAAAUGCUGACAGAGCCGUGUGGCCUGAUGGGAUCGGACGUCAGAGACCUGAGCGCCCUGCUUCCAGUGGUCCCGAACGCAAACUGUUCCAUGCCUGUCGGUGGAGCUCCGCAGUGGGGACCGAUGCUGGACUAUCACCCUACCUCCCCGUACGGAUCUCUUCCCUCCCACUCCUUUGUCAAACAGGAGCCGGGCUGGGGGCCCGCAGAUGCUCACGAGGAUCCGCACUGCGGUUUGGGGGCCUUCACCGUGCACUUCUCGGGGCAGCUCACAGGGAUGCAUGGGCCGUUUGCUGAUUCUCCGUCCAGCCAGAGCAGGAUGUUCUCCAGCGGGCCUUAUCUGCCAGGCUGCAUGGACAGCCCUCCUGCCCCGCGCAACCAGGGUUAUGGUACAGUAGCAUUAGAUGGAGCUCCCAGUUACGGACACACACCUCACCACACUCCACCAUUCCCAAACAAUACCUUCAAACACGAGGACCCCAUGUCCCCCCAAAGCAGCAUUGGUGAGCCGCAGUACUCCGUCCCACCGCCUGUCUAUGGGUGCCACAGUCCUCCUGACAGUCUUUUGAGAAAUAGCUUCAACAGUGAUAAUCUCUACCAAAUGGCGUCUCAGUUGGAAUGUGUUACCUGGAAUCCCGUCGGCUCGCUGACACCCAGCAUAAAGAGUCACAGUGGCGGUUAUGAGGCCGAAGCGUCUGCAGGAGCUCCGCUGGUGUACAGAUGCAGCACUCAGUAUCACAUACACACCCAUGGUCUGUUCAGAGGAGUACAGGAUGUGCGGAGUGUACCAGGCAUCACUCCCUCCAUUAAAUCACCAGAGAGCAGUGAGAAACGACCUUUUAUGUGUUCUUACCCCGGCUGCAGUAAGAGAUACUUCAAACUGUCCCACCUGCAGAUGCACGGCAGGAAACACACAGGUGAGAAGCCCUAUCAGUGCGACUACACAGGCUGUGGCCGCAGGUUUUCCCGGUCUGACCAACUCAAGAGACACCAGCGCAGACACACAGGUGUCAAACCCUUUCAGUGUGAGACGUGUCAAAGAAAGUUUUCACGCUCAGACCAUCUUAAGACCCACACUCGGACUCAUACAGGUGAGAAGCCGUUUACGUGCCGCUGGCCCAGCUGUCAGAAGAAGUUCGCCCGCUCAGAUGAGCUGGUCACAUUCUGCUUUGUGUGCCACUGUAUUUCUGCUGGCCCUUAA
Molecule: messenger RNA, 1357 nt
Organism: Sinocyclocheilus grahami
Lineage: Eukaryota; Metazoa; Chordata; Actinopteri; Cypriniformes; Cyprinidae
Product: Wilms tumor protein homolog
Exons: 10
Coding region: 161-1357 (398 amino acids)
Biological process (GO): regulation of transcription by RNA polymerase II
Cellular component (GO): nucleus
Molecular function (GO): RNA polymerase II cis-regulatory region sequence-specific DNA binding; DNA-binding transcription factor activity, RNA polymerase II-specific
Source: RefSeq, a predicted model, not a curated record